This is a messenger RNA of Lampris incognitus (smalleye Pacific opah), 1196 nucleotides long. RefSeq names its product plasma kallikrein-like. Lineage: Eukaryota; Metazoa; Chordata; Actinopteri; Lampriformes; Lampridae. Gene Ontology annotation, biological process: proteolysis. The coding region runs from base 1 to 1119 and encodes 372 amino acids. The record is from RefSeq and is a predicted model, not a curated record. The transcript is spliced from 9 exons. Gene Ontology annotation, cellular component: extracellular region. Gene Ontology annotation, molecular function: protein binding.
AUGGGUUUAUAUCCGGUUUUAGUGGGUUUGCUCUUUAUUUGUGGAUUGUGCUUUAGUGAAGUGUGCGUGAAAGAGUUGUUGGAGGAUGUGGACUUCCCAGGGUCAGACUUGAAGUUUGUCUUUUCGCCUGAUGCAGAACAUUGCCAGCUGUUGUGCACCCAACAUCCAUCCUGUCUUUUUUUCUCUUUUGUAAAGCCUGGCAUCACAAAAGUUGAGCGGCCUUUCCACUGCUACCUGAAGUCCUCCUCCUCCGGAGGGCCCAGUGCACAGGCUGAACUAGUUGGGGUCACCUCUGGCUACUCGCUCAAACCAUGCGAACCCCAACCUGAUACUUUUUUGCCCGAGCUGUACCAUGAAACAGACUUCUUGGGGGCAGACUACCAGAGUCUGUUUACUGCAGACUACGAGUCGUGUCAGAGAGCCUGCACCCAAGACCCUGCAUGCCAGUUCUUCACGUUUGUCAACGAGCUUUUCGCAUUGGAAAAGAAAAGAUUGAAGUGCUGGCUGAAAUUUAGCUGGCCAGUACCCAUACCUCCUGUAGUAAAGGCAACAGCCGGUGUGGUGUCUGGAUUCUCCCACGCAUUGAAAACAACAAACCACAAUUACCCAGCUUGUGCGACCAAGUUAUUCCCAGACACUGACAUCCCAGGAAGCGACUUCCAAACUGUGCCUGCUGUGUCGGCCGAUCACUGUCUGAGCCUGUGUUCUGCUCAUCCUCGUUGCACCUACUUCUCUUAUGCAAGUUUUAGGUGCUACCUGAAGAGCAACGAUGUUGACAUGGUGAGCAGUCCUAAGAAGGGAUUCACCUCCGGGAUACCAGCACGCCAUUGUCAGCUUGAUAACAGUUGGCAGUUGGCUUCAUUUGAAGGAGUCGACUUUACCGGAUCUGACAUCCGUUAUUUGUUGCUGAACGACAAGGAGACAUGCCAGAGGACGUGCACUGAAUAUCAUAACUGCCAGUUCUACAGCUAUGUCGGUGAUGAGUUCCACCAAUCUGAUCACAGGCUACGCUGCUACCUGAAGCGGGUCAUCACUAUGCCCGCCCCUCCUAAAGUUAACAUCCUGGCCAAUGCCGUGUCUGGCUUCUCCCUGAGGAACUAUCUGACUACUCCUCACUGAAGAGAUGCAAACAUAAACACACCUGCACAGGUGUGUGUGUGCAUUAAAAUGAAUGUGCAUUAAAAAUGAAAUAAAGA